Messenger RNA from Talpa occidentalis (Iberian mole), 828 nucleotides. RefSeq names its product coiled-coil domain containing 92B (gene CCDC92B). NCBI's taxonomy places the organism in Eukaryota, Metazoa, Chordata, Mammalia, Eulipotyphla, Talpidae. Bases 49 to 828 code for a protein of 259 amino acids. The record is from RefSeq and is a predicted model, not a curated record. The transcript has 4 exons.
CCCAUCGCUCCCUCGGGUCCCGAAGGUGGGUCCCAGGACUGGAUCGCAAUGGAUACUGUGUCCCUGGAGCAUCAGAUCCAGAGCGUGCAACGCCAUAUCAGCUUCCUGAAAAAGGAGCAGAUGGCCCUGCUGCGAGACCUGCACCUAGAAAUCCUGAGGCUGCAGAAACGCUGCUCAGAACUGACUCAUGACCUGGAGAUGAGAGAGGCCCAAUCUCACCAGCAAGAGGCCGCGUCCCUCGAGCUGGAGAGCAAGUGUCGCGCGCUGGAGUCGCAGCUGGCGGCGCGGGCCGAGGCCAACGCCGAGCUGCGGCGGGAGGUGGCGCAGCGCGAGGCGCUCGUGUCGGCGCUGCGCUGCAGCCUGCGGGCCGAGGAGCGCCGCUUCCUGGAGGAGCUGCGUCGCCGCAGCCACCGCGCCACCGUGCUGGGCACCGAGCUGCAGAAGCACACCGAGGCGGCCGCCUACCUCUCGUGCCAGCUGCACGCGGCGCGCCAGAGACUGCAGACGCCGCGCCCGGGCCCCGGCCCCGAGCCGCGGCCGCGCCGGCGCGCACAGAAGGCCCGGCGCCCGCCCGUCGCCGCCGCGGAGGCCGCCGCCAAGGGCCCCGGCCGGGACUGGGCCGCCUGGGACCGCGGGGCUGGCGCCCUGGACGACACCGAACCCAUGCCCGACCCCGCGCUCUUCCUCUACGCCCGGAGGCCCCCGCGGCCCGGUGGCCGCGGCCCGCGCCAGCAGCCUCCGCAAGACCAAGUCGACCUGCAGCCGGCGCCCUGCCCGAACCCCCCAGCAGCGCCCAGCCCCCCUGGCGCGCCUGGGGACCCGGAGUAG